Molecule: messenger RNA, 1492 nt
Organism: Neurospora tetrasperma FGSC 2508
Lineage: Eukaryota; Fungi; Ascomycota; Sordariomycetes; Sordariales; Sordariaceae
Exons: 1
Coding region: 20-1396 (458 amino acids)
Biological process (GO): protein histidyl modification to diphthamide
Molecular function (GO): 2-(3-amino-3-carboxypropyl)histidine synthase activity
Source: RefSeq, a predicted model, not a curated record
AAAAUUACACAAGCUUAACAUGGAGGACGACCGCGCCCAAGUCGACCUCGGCAUUGCCGCCGACAUCGACGAGAUGAACCCUCCCCCUCCCCCCUCCGUUCAGCAAAAACAACCCAAGAAGCGUUUCCUGGGCCGACAAAGCGCCGCCGCCGGAAAGUCCUCCUCCUCAUCCAACAGCACCUCUCAACCCGCCGGGGCCAACACUUCUAUCGAAGACAGCGGCGCCAUCCAAGUAGCCCAACCGCGCCGUGCGCCCCGGAUGCUCAACCAAGUGCCCGACUCGAUCCUGCACGACGCCGCCCUAAACGAAGCCAUCGCCCUUCUGCCCUCCAACUACUCCUUCGAGAUCCACAAGACCAUCCACCGCAUCCGCACUUUGAAUGCCAAGCGCGUUGCCCUGCAAAUGCCCGAGGGUUUGCUCCUCUUCGCCACCACCAUCUCCGACAUCUUGACGCAAUUCUGCCCCGGGAUCGAGACGUUAAUCAUGGGCGACGUCACCUACGGCGCCUGCUGCAUCGACGACUACACCGCCCGCGCCAUGGGGUGCGACCUGCUAGUGCACUACGCGCACUCGUGCCUCAUCCCCGUGGACGUCACCAAAAUCAAGACCUUGUACGUCUUUGUGGACAUCAGCAUCGACACCUCCCACCUCUUGGCGACCUUGGAACGCAAUUUCGCGCCCGGCAAGUCCAUCGCCAUGGUGGGCACCAUCCAAUUCAACGCCACCAUCCACGGCGUGCGCUCGACCCUGCAAAAAGCCGGAUACGAAGUCAUCAUCCCGCAAAUCGCGCCGCUUUCCAAGGGCGAGAUCCUGGGGUGCACAUCCCCUAACUUGUCCCAGUUCCUCACCUCGUCCGGCAAGCAAGUCGACAUGAUUUUGUACUUGGGCGACGGCCGCUUCCACCUCGAGUCCAUCAUGAUUCACAACCCAUCCAUACCCGCCUACCGGUACGACCCCUACAGCCGCAAACUGACGCACGAAACGUACGGCCACGAAGAGAUGCAGGAUGUUCGCCGCUCUGCCAUCCGCCAGGCCAAGACGGCCAAGAAAUGGGGGUUGAUCUUGGGUAGUCUCGGGCGGCAGGGAAAUCCCAAUACGCUGGGUCUCAUAGAAGAGAAGUUGAAGGCCAAUGGCACGCCGUUUGUCAAUUUCUGUCUUUCAGAGAUUUUCCCCGGAAAACUGGCGAUGAUGAGCGAUGUCGAGUGCUGGGUGCAGGUGGCGUGUCCGAGACUGUCGAUUGAUUGGGGGUAUGCGUUCCCUAGACCGCUGUUGACGCCGUAUGAGGCGCUGAUUGCGCUGGAGGAGAAGGAGGAUUGGGGGAGGGGGGCGUAUCCGAUGGAUUAUUAUGGUAGAGAGGGGUUGGGGAGGACGAAGCCUGCUGCUGUGGAGGUUUGAGGGUUCAGGCUUGGAGUGGUUGGAUGUAUCCGUACUUUGAAUGAAUUUUGGGAUCUAGGCGUAUGGCUAUACAAAAAGGAGGUUUAUCUGUUUUUU